UCGCCAUUUUGAACAGGCUGGGCUGGUGUGUGGAACAGUCUCGAAGAGAAAAAACAGUUUCCUCUGUCCCGUGUUAGAAUUGCUGUCACAGAACCGGCUAUCUAAACGGCUCGUUUCAUGAACAGGUCCAUGAGGUGCAUGGAAACAUCACUGUGGUCUGUAUGAAUUCAGUUGAUGACACAUGGUGCGGAUUCUCAGGAUGAGUUUCCGAGAUCCCCCGGCGGCAGCAGCAGUAGCGCGAAGGACAACUGCAGCAUCUGUCCGGGCCGAAUAAACCACAAUCUGCCUCUGUCCUCUCACCCAGACGAUCAGUUGCCCUGUAAGCAAAGCGCUUGGAAAGAUUUCCAUGCGAGACCGUGAAGAAAAGCAGGAAAGCCAAAUAAGUGCCCUACUUCUUAUCAUAAGCACCCAAACUGCCCAGCCGUCUAUGUGACAUCUCUUCAAAAGCCGCCACUUUGCCCAACUUGGUGCACCACUCAUGAAAUGAGGGCGCACCAGCUGACUUCCAUCCCCUUAGAAUUACCUGCCUGCCGAUCAUCACGCUGGUAAGGACCCAGUUUGUUAUAUAUUUGUUAAUUAUGUUAAUGAAAAUACAAAGUCUGGGGCAAAAUAAAAUCUGAGUGCUCAAGACCUCAUAGAUAAAAUUCUGAACACUCAACCAAAACUCUUGAAUCUUAGUACAGAGUCAAAAAACUUGGGCUAUGUCCCCUUCCUCCAACUGGCAUUACCAGCAAGUAGGUGUGUCUUUAAGGCCAAGCCUAUACAAUCUAGAGGGAGUCCAAUAAAAACGAUGCAGUAUCUUAAAUUGAACGAGGCGCACCCUUGCAUCCCUAGACUUAAAAUUUUUAAAAAUCCUACCCCAUUCUCCAUCUUUCAGUACUCUCCCAUAACUUAAGAUAUGUUAAAACCCCAUCCCCUAGACUCUGAAUUAGCCAGGAAUAGUACGCUGAAGCUUCAUGACCUUUUCUAAAAGCAGCGAGCACCGUCUCAAGAGUGUCUGCCGCUUUAGGGGGCUGUGUACUACAUCCAAAUGUGGUACGGAUGAGAUGGCGCAGCUGGAAGUACCUGAAGAAUUAAGAUCUGGGAAUCCCAAAAGGCUGUAUUAUAUUUUCAAAGGAUUUCAACGCUCCAUUUUCAUACAGGUCACCCAGCGUAGCAACACCCUUCUCAAUCCAUUCUGUCCAGCAGAAAGGGGACUUGUUGAUGCACAAUUUAGAGUUCAACCAAAUACUUGUACGUUCAGGUAAAUGUCCGAAUUUAACUUGUGGGAAACUUUUGUCCACACUAAAUGCAUGUGCGAGAUAACGGGAUGUGUUUUUACUUCUCCGGGCAGCUUGGUAGAAAGACUUUGCAAUGGCAAGAUAGGGGCAAGGACCUCCUGUUCAAUAAAGAGCCAGGGAGGGGCUCUCUCAGGUGGAAGUGACCAAUGUGCCAAAUGUCUGAGACCAAAAGCAUAAUAGUAAAAUAAAAUCUUGGGGAGACCUAAUCCUCCUUUUCGAAUUGGCCUAUGUAACUUACUGGAAUGCAACCGAGGGCGUUUACCAUUCCAAAUAAAGAAUUUAGCUAUACUAUCAAAUUGUUUUAAAAAAAAAAGAGGGGAACUUCAAUGGGGAGAGACUGUAGUAGGUAGUUGAAUUUUGGAAUACAAUUUAUUUUUAUUACAUUAACCUUCCCAGUCAUAGAUAACCUGUCCACAUCACUCAAACCUUUUUAUUAAAGGGUCAAAAUUAACUCUAAAUCACUCAAAUUUGCUGGAAAUAAAAUGUCCAAAUACUUAAUGCUCUGUUUGGGCCACUGGAAGGCACCCGGUUGAAAAGUCGUUACAGAGCAAUACGCUGUCAGAGCCAAAGCUUCGGAUUUAGCCCAAUUCACUCUACAGGGCUCCAGACGGGAAAAAAUUAUGCAGGAGCCAUUGGCUCCUAAACUGAAACAUUAAGGAGCCAAAUGGCUGUUUUUAGUCGCCAAAUCACAGAAUUGCUUGAUUUAGAUUGCUGUUCAGAAACAAGAUAGAAAGCCAUAGAAAAGGAAUACAGCUGAUAACCCAUUAAUCGGAGGUUUAAUAAACAGAAUAUAUUGUUGAGAAGAUAACUUAGCAUUCCCUUUUGUCUCAAAUGUUCACACCCCUUUCAUAAUUUAUACAAAUAUAAGAGAUAAAAGAUUUUUUUAUUUAGUACUGCCCUUCAGAAUCUACAAUACAGAUAAUUACAUAUAGUAUAUGCAUAUAGUAGUUUGUUGCCUUCUUGAGCAUCAGUGAAUGUUUGCACCUUGUGUAAUAGUUGUGUACAAGUCCUUCAGUUGUCCUCAAGUGUCAAAAGCUUGAUCUCAUAUAUAUAUUAUAAUUUUGUUAUUAUAUAAUAUAAAUAUCUAUAAUUCAAUGUUUUUUUUAAUAUUUCCUUAGUCUUUCUUUACGAAUACAGGAUGGCCCAGACACAGAGACUACAAGAGUGCAAAUUGAAAGAAAUUCCAGAUGCAGUUUAUUGUGCUACUCCAAUCCCAAUCAAUAAUUAACAGAAGAAGAAAAAAGUGGUACACAAUACGGGACUUUUAAUUAUAAAGAAGCCCGAAAUACACUUGGGACUCUUAUUUUGAAAUGUCUGCACUCCCAGAUGUGAGGACACUGACGGCUGAUUCGCUGAGAAAGUGAAUCUGAUUCAAACUGCUAACCUGAGCUCCUGAGUUCAAACCCUCAGCUCUUUUCGGGUGAUUCAAAAAGACCCGGUUCAAAAGAGUAAUUUGUAAGUUGGUGCAGCGAGCUUUCAUCACGACAGAACGGGUAAAAAGCUGUGCGAGACACACUGGUUGUGUGCGCUCUAAAGAUGUAUUCAGUAACUCACAAGAUGAUAUCUGACGAAACCGCAUAUGAACGCACACAACCCGACUGUUGCCAAUGGCGACUAGAUGUUAAAUUAUUCUCGCAAUAAAUUUUUUUUGGUCGCAUUUGCAACCAUUUUAGUCACAGUCUGGAGCCCUGCUCUGUAUCCUGAGAAUUUAGAAAAGGAAUUAAUAAUUCUAUGGAGGCAAGGCAUAGAUCUAGUAGGAUCAGAGACGAAUAAUAAAAUAUCAUCUGCAUAAAGCAGAAGCUUAUGCGCCACACCUCCCGCCAUCACAUGGGAAAAUCAUCAUCCUUAUCGCGGCUGCUAAUGGUUCCAGGGCAAGAUAGAACAAUAAGGGGGUGCCCCUUCCAGAAUAAAAUAAUCUGAAAUUAAUCCAUUCGUUUGAACCGCCGCUGCCGGGUGUCUAUAAAGUAACAUAAUCCACCCAAUAAAAGUAUUCCCGAACCCGUACAUUUCCAAAAUCUUAAAUUAAUCCCAUUCUACCAUAUCAAACACCUUUUCGAAAUCAAGUGAGAUGGUAGCGACUGGAGUCUGAUCAUUUGCCACUGCUCACAUGACAUUAAUGGAACACCUAAAGUUAUCAGAAGAGUUACGUCCCCGAGUAAACCCCACCUGAUCUAUAUGUCAUAACUUAAUCAGUUAGCCAAAAUUUUUGACAAUAUUUUAACGUUUAGCUGAAUCAGGGAAAUUGGAUGGUAACUCUUACACUCACUUGGAUCUUUGUCCUUUUUAAGAAUCAGACUGAUCCGGGCUUGUGUCAUGGUUGGUGGAAGCUUACCAUUCUUUAAUGAUUCCAUGUAAACUUCUAACAAAAUUGGAGCCAGUUCUGUAUCAUAAGAUCUAUAAAAUUCAGCAGCAAAGCCUUUUGGCACCGGAGCCUUGCCUGUAGGCAAGGCUUUAAUUACCUCGCCAAGCUCCUCCAAGGUUAUCUCAGAAUCAAGAGAAUUUUUUUGCUCAGUCGUCAGUUUAGGAAGUUCUAAUGGUUCCACAAAAUUUCUAAUAUCCUCAUCUGUAGAUGAAGACAUGAAACUAUAGAGAUCAAGAUAGAAUUCUUUAAAAGCAUUAUUAAUAUCAAUGGCUUAGGUAAAUAUUUCACAACCAGCAGAUUUUACUGAGGGAAUUGAAGAAAAAGACUCUCUCUGCUUUAUAUAUCUAGCCAGAGGUUUUCCUGCCUUGUCCCCCGACUCACAGUACGACCGUCUUGCCCUGAAUAGCCAAAAUUCCACCUUCCGCAACAAAAUAGUAUUAUAUCUGUAUUUCAAUCGGGUCAAUUCCCUGAGGCCAUUAGACUACAUUUGGCGCUUCAGCUCUGCCUUGGCACUUUUAAUAUUCCCUUCCAAUUCCACAAGUUUUUGUGCUUUUGGAUUUUUUUGAUGAAUGAGGCAUACUGUAUGAUCCGGCCCCUAAGAACCGCCAUAAGUGCCUCCCAAGUCACACCCACAGAGGAUACUGAGGACCAGUUGGUCUCCAUAUAGACAUUGAUUUCAGCCUUUAGCAAUGUUGGAAUUCAGGAUUUUGCAAAGGGAUACAUUAAAGUGGCAACUAUAUGAUUUAUUUUUCUCCGUAUGUGGCAACACCUCUAAACACACCAGGGCGUGAUCUGAGACUAAAAUGUUUCCAAUUGAGCAAUCAGCAAUGGAUGAAAUGAGGGACUUGGAUAACAAAAAAAUAAAUAAAAAUCUAUUCUAGAGUAAAUCUUAUGGAUUGAUGAAAAAAAUGUAUAGUCCCUCCCAGAUGGGUUCAAAAGUCUCCAGAUAUCUGUAAGACCAAGAUUUUUACACAAGCAUCAAUGUUGCUCUAGGGGGCUUGUCGCCUCCCAAUAUUAUAUCAUGAGGGGUGGCAGCGGCUUGCAACAUCCCUUCAAGAUCUAUAAAAAAGCCCUGAUCAUCAAUGUUAGGUGCAUAAAUAUUAGCCAAAAUAAGACUUUGCCCCUGAAUUUCAGCUAAAUCAAUAAUGACUCUUCCUAAUUUAUCUUUAAUCUGUUUGAGACAUUUGAAUUGUAGAUAUUUACUUAUCAGUGUAAUGACUCCCCUGCUCUUACUUGAGCCAGCACUAAAGAAAUCAUGCCUCCCUAUAUCUUCCCAAAUUUUUCAGCUUCCUGCGGAGAAAGAUGCGUUUCUUGAAGAAACAUUAUAUCAUAUUUUUUUUUACACUUAAGAAGAGAAAUAACCUUCUUUUUAUGGGGUGCCCCAACUCAUUCACAUUCCACAUGGAGAGAGACAAUCCACUCAUAUUAACAUUUUGACAUAAGAAAAAAUAGAUUAUGUGUCAAAAACAAGAUUAUAAAGACCACAUUCCAACAUUAGUGCUACAAUCAAACCCCGAACAUCCUCUAGAACAAAAAAAAGAAAAACGUGCGCAUUAACCCAGCGCACGACAGUGCCAACUGGCGUCCAUCCCUCCAAACUCAAACAGUCCAUGCACACCUACGAGAACCCCCACGACAGUCGGAUUGCUCUAGUCCUGUUUCUGUACAAAUUUUGUGAGACAAAAUUACACAGCAAAAGAUAAUCUAUAAAAACAAACUCCAGCCAGUAGGUGGAAUAAACACAAAGAGCAUGUAGAUUCAUCCAUAAAACUGUCCUGAAUGUGUGUUACUCUACAAAAUAAACUCUAGCCGCUAGGCGGAACCAGCACAAAAAAAGCAUGCAGAUUCCUCAGAGUCAAGUGAAUGUUCAUUGAGCUGGUCCACUCGGCUACAACGUGAGUACAACAAGAUGACUUACUCCAUUGACUUUAUGAAGGACUGUGGGCAUGUGAAUGUUUUACGGCCAUUCUUAACAGCUAUUCUCAAUUUGGCUGUGAAUAUCAUUGCAAAAGCGACAUUCCGUUGAUGUAAACGUUUCUUGCAUUCCUUGAAUCGAUCACGUUUCACUUUUGUCAAGUUCGCAAAGUCUGGGAAAAAGAUAAUGCUGUUUCUUCCAAGAAAGCUUUCCUUUACUCCUUGCCUUGCAUAACACUAGAUCUUUAUCGGAUGAUCUCUGAAAUUUGGCCAGAAUUGAUCGGUGCCUGUCUCUCUCCGCGGAUCACUGAGCAGGAACCCAGCUUAUGGCCUGCUAUGUCGAUCAGAUUUGGAAAGAGCCCAUCCAGGAAUUUCACCAUAUCCUGUCCAUCUACUCCUAUGAUAAACACGUUAUUCUGCCGGCUACGGUUUUCCAUGUCCUCCAACUUCUCCCAGACACGCUCCAAAUCCACCUUGGUUGCUAGCAGAUUAGCAGAUAAUUCCCUCUCCAAUGACUCCAGGUAAUCGAUCCGUUUCUCGACAUCCCACACUCUUGUAACCACAUCAAUGAACUUCGCCUCAAUGGCGGUGAUCAAUCGACGCAUUGCAGCAAGAUCCUGCAAGUCAGCAACGACCUUCGUCAGCAUUGCCAACAUGUUCAGCAUCUCCCUCACCUCCCCAACCAAAUCGACUCCCAGGUCCGCAGACUGCUUGAGGGCAUCAGCUUGAGCACAUAAGUGUCUUUAAUGUCUCCAGAGCCCAAGGAUUUUGAAUUCUUUGACAUUUUGUCCUCCUAGAACAGUUAUGGAACGUGUAUCGAAUCUCACGAGUUUGUCAUAAAAAGUAUUAAAACUAGCAAAGUACGCUGAGCUCAAUGUUCACACGUCCGAUCCUCGCAUGGCGUCACGUGACUCCCCCUAAACUGUAUUUUUUAAUAGGAAAGGUGCCCAGAGCAAUAUACAGUCAGGGGGCCCAGAUGACCUAUUAUGGCCCUGCUUCUAUGCUCAAGAAACUCCAAGAGACAACACAAAGUCAUUCAAAAUAUCCCUGUAAGACACCUCUGACCAUCUUCUCAUGUCAUUUACCCAUCGUGUUAUAGUUAAGAAGAGAUGUUUCAGCUUCCAGUGAAUAACCUCACUCGGUUGAGGAAGGCCAGGAAGAAAGUCAAGAGACUACUGAGUGAUAUUGGCCUUGACUACUGCAAAGAGCAUGUUGAGGACUACAAAGAGUUUGGUCCCAGUGAUUCGUAUAUGAAUCAAGCCUACCUUGAUGUUUGUCUGUGGGAUCCAUCCUGGACAAAGGCACAGGACUACAGGACGAAGCAGUUUUGCUGCUCAGAUUGCCCAUUUGCCUCCAAGUAUUUCUCCGCCUACAAAAACCACUUCCGCAAUGUUCACAGAGAAGACUUUGAGAGCCGGAUCCUCCUUAACUGCUCCUAUUGCACAUACAGUGGGAACAAGAGGACUCUGGAAACCCACGUCAGGCUCUUCCACAUGCCUCAGAAUAUGGUGCGACAGGGUGCUGCAGGUCCUCAUGGAGCCCAAGUGUGGGUCAAGGACAACAUGCGGGUAGACAAGCCCUUACCAGGUGAUCGAAAGGAGCUGCCGGUCUACUACUGCAAGAAGUGCACCUAUCGAGAUAGACUGUACAAUGUGGUGCGCAGGCACAUCUACAGGGAACACUUCCAGCAUGUGACCACACCUUACCUUGGAAAAAACUCAGAGAAGCAAGAAAACAGUGUCGAGGCACCUGGCAACAGUCAUGGAAUCCACUGCAAGAGCUGCCACUUUUCGCCUCGUUCUUAUGAAGCACUGGUGCAGCAUGUUAUCGAGUUCCACGAGCGCAUUGGUCAUCAAGUCACCGCUAUGAUUGGACACACCAACGUCAUAGUGACGAGACCCCAAGUGAAUAUGAUUCAGAGGGGCGUUAAUAUCACUCCUGGUGUGCGUGCUCAGACACCUCAAAUGAAUUGCUUCAAUAUGCCCAAAAUGGUAGGGUUACCCGUAGGCAACCAUUUCAAGCAAAGUGUUGCAGGCAACUCCAUGCCUGGUCAACCAGUGCGCAUUACACUACCUGAUAAAGCUUUCAUGUCUGGUGCUGUCUCCCAGUCACAUGCAGGAAAACACCUGCGCAGCUGCGGAGUCCAUGGUGCUACACAUCUUAAUGCUAAGUCAGCUUCUUUCUCCCCCUCACUGAAGAGUCUACCUCUCUCUUCAUCAGUGCAGGCUGCUACUGCCACUUUGACAUCGUUACAGGCUAAGAAAGCCUCAGCCAAUGCUCUGAACACCGCACAAACACAGAAGUGGAAAAUUUGCACCAUCUGCAAUGAACUAUUUCCUGAGAAUGCAUAUAGUACUCAUUUUGAAAAAGAGCAUCAGGCAGAAAAGGUGAGAGCCAUGGCGAAAUAUAUCAUGAAGAUCCACAACUUUACUAGCAAGUGUUUGUAUUGUAACCGUUACCUACCCAGCGACUCUUUGUUGAACCAUAUGCUAGUGCAUGGGUUAUCAUGCCCACAAUGUCAUUCCACAUUUCAUGAAGUCGAGAAAAUUGUAGCACAUAAGCGGCUGGCCCACCCUAACGAGGUAGGGGAUGCGCCAACUGGCUCGCCUCUCACAUUUGAUCUCACACUUCAACAAGGAAGUCCCAAAAAUGUUCAGCUUAUUGUAACCACCUACAACAUGAAGGAGACACCAGAAGCAUCUUCAACUGCUCAGCCACAAAACAGCGCUGUGGCCAAGUCUGCAAAGGCGCCAGAGAACCAAAGUGAUUCUGUGGUCCGAAACAUGUCCCAAUCUUCGUUGUCCCAGAAGAAAGAAGUUGGUAAAACACUCUGCCCUCUAUGCUUCACUAUUCUCAAAGGUCCCAUCUCGGAUGCCCUCGCCCACCAUUUACGGGACCGUCAUCAAGUACUCCAAACACUGCACCCUGUGGAGAAAAAGCUAACGUACAAGUGCAUCCACUGUCUGGGGGUGUACACUAGCAACAUGACAGCUUCCACCAUCACGCUUCACUUGGUCCACUGCCGAGGCGUUUGCCAGACACCAAAAGGUCAGAGCAGUAAGUCUAUCUCAACUGCGCUGGGAUCACCAGGAGCUGGGUCUCUCAAGCGUGAGUUAGUUGCCUUAGAUGCAUCUGACCCCAAGAGGAGGAAAAUGGUAGACCAGUCCAGGUAUUACCCAACAGUUUUUGUUGAGAAGCCAGAGGAACCCAUUGUGUUGGCCUUAGAUCCUAAAGGUCACGCCUAUGAGUCUUACGAGGCACGGAAAGCUUUCCUUACAGCAUAUUUUAAUCGACAUCCCUACCCUUCCCAACGGGAGAUCGAGAAACUUGCUGCAAGUCUCUGGUUAUGGAAGUCUGACGUCUCGAGCCAUUUUGCUAACCAUAGGCACUCAUGUGAACGAGAUUUCGUCACCCGCAAACCUGUUAUAUUACUAGGCUUUGACAUGAAGAUGGUGUGCCAGCUCAAGCAUGACAUGACCUUUGAUGGUAAAUGGCUGUUCGAGAUCAAUAAUGAAGAAAACAGUGGAUUCUCAAGGACCUCAAAAUUUAGAUCGAAAGCUCCUGUUGGGUUUUUUUGUGCAGAUGAUGGUGCUAGAGCUGUCCAAUUCAAGGAGGAGAAGCAGACUUCAUACACUGAACAAAGUAGUCAAAGCAACUGUGCCUUCAAGCCAUGCCCUGGAUCAUCCUCAGAACCUAUUGCCAUUGACUCGGACAGUGAUUCAGAGCCAGAAGUGAUCCCUAAUAAAAAUCUGAAACGUAAUCAACAAGCUCCAGCGUUUAGGCCUUUAGUAGUUCCAUCCCACACAAAAGGAACAGUGCUGCGAGAGAGCUUCCAUUACGAAAGUGGUGUGAGGGGGAGCAGAAGUUCUCCCAGAGUUGGGGCCAAAAGUCUUGAUGAUUCUGUUUCUGGCUCCAGUCCUGAAGAGGCAGCCUGGUCAAACAGCAUGUCUCCUGAAGAGAGCCACUACAGACCAGCAGAACGAUUUGAAGUGAAGGGGGAAAAGGUGGGGUUGCUUGGUAGAUGAUGGCUUGUGGUGACAAUCCCCGCUUCUAGAACUCUUCAUGCCCAGAUUUGUAGGUCAGAGUCCUUACGUCAUAUUUGGUUGACAUCAAAUGUUACGAUAUGAACAUGACAUGAUAUUAACUGUCAAUGUCAUGUCAAGCCAGAGGGGUUACACACUUUUAACUUAAAGUCAUGUUAACUCUCAAACAAUUCUGUUUUCAAAGAGCGGAAAAACUAAUAUACUGUAUGAUAAAUUUUUUCAACCGAUCCAUAGUCCUUGGUGAUUUCUUUUGUUCUCCCUUUUUUUUAUACUGUUCUCUGUAUUUAAUCAUACACUUGUUGGAAUUGUAACUAAAUUGAUAGGUCUAUUGUUUUCCUGAUCAAAUAAAAAGGAUGGUGUAAUUUAC
Messenger RNA from Myxocyprinus asiaticus (Chinese sucker), 9966 nucleotides. RefSeq names its product activity-dependent neuroprotector homeobox protein-like. Gene Ontology annotation, cellular component: nucleus. Gene Ontology annotation, molecular function: DNA binding. The record is from RefSeq and is a predicted model, not a curated record. NCBI's taxonomy places the organism in Eukaryota, Metazoa, Chordata, Actinopteri, Cypriniformes, Catostomidae. The transcript is spliced from 5 exons. Gene Ontology annotation, biological process: regulation of gene expression. Bases 6666 to 9581 code for a protein of 971 amino acids.